Pteropus alecto (black flying fox) is the source of this 878-nucleotide messenger RNA. It is a transcript of the gene C5AR2, whose product is annotated as complement component 5a receptor 2. The coding region runs from base 8 to 874 and encodes 288 amino acids. Gene Ontology annotation, biological process: phospholipase C-activating G protein-coupled receptor signaling pathway; complement receptor mediated signaling pathway; inflammatory response. The transcript has a single exon. Gene Ontology annotation, cellular component: plasma membrane. Gene Ontology annotation, molecular function: G protein-coupled receptor activity; complement component C5a receptor activity. The record is from RefSeq and is a predicted model, not a curated record. NCBI's taxonomy places the organism in Eukaryota, Metazoa, Chordata, Mammalia, Chiroptera, Pteropodidae.
CAAUUUUAUGCUUGCCUGGAUGACCAAGUUUUGGCCCUUCCAGAACCUCUACAUCACCUGGUUCUUUCACCUGGCUGUGGCAGACUUAUUCUGCUGUCUGUAUCUCCCUGCCCUGGUGGUGCCCAUCAUCUGGCGCGGCCAGUGGCCAUAUGGGGUGAUGGGCUGUCGGGCCCUGCCCUUUGUCAUCUUUCUGUCCAUGUAUGCCAGCGUCCUACUCCUGACUGCUCUCAGCUUGGACAUCCUCUUGCUGGUCCUCAAGCCCACCUGGUGGACUGAGAAUCGGCGGCUACAUUGGAGGCCAUUAGCUUGUUUGGGAGCCUGGAUCUUGGCCUUGCUGCUGGCCGGGCCCUUGGCCAUCUACCAUAAGGUGCUCCUGGAGUCCUACCCAUCCCUGGUGGCGUGUGUGUUGGACUAUGGCAGCUGGACGGUAGCUGAGUACACAGUGACUGCCAUCCAAUUUAUUUUUGGCUUCCUGGGGCCGCUGGUGGUCAUGGCCAGCUGCCACGGUGCUGUCCUGCACCGUGAAGGCCGAUGCCGCUGGCUCCUGGGCAUGGUUGCUGCGGUGUGUUUUCUGGUCUGCUGGGCCCCCUACCAUGUGCUGCGACUGGUGAUCACCAUGGCUGGCCCCUCCUCCACGCUUUGGACCCGGGCCCUGCGGGCUGAACCCUUUGUUGUAGGACUCGCGCUGGCUCACAGCUGCCUCAAUCCCAUGCUCAUCCUGUAUUUCGGGAGGGCUCACUUUUGCGGGUCGCUGCCAGCUACGUGUCACUUGGUCCUAAAGGACCCCGGAAGCAAUAAUGAAAGUGUGAUCAAUGGGAAUUCCAGCAGCCAUGACCAGGUCCCUGAGACGGAGGUGAGCCUGGAAGGAAACUAAUUUU